Sarcophilus harrisii (Tasmanian devil) is the source of this 6359-nucleotide messenger RNA. It is a transcript of the gene IPO11, whose product is annotated as importin 11. The transcript has 30 exons. Gene Ontology annotation, biological process: protein import into nucleus. The record is from RefSeq and is a predicted model, not a curated record. Gene Ontology annotation, molecular function: small GTPase binding. NCBI's taxonomy places the organism in Eukaryota, Metazoa, Chordata, Mammalia, Dasyuromorphia, Dasyuridae. The coding region runs from base 164 to 3091 and encodes 975 amino acids. Gene Ontology annotation, cellular component: cytosol; nuclear envelope.
AACAUGGCGCGCUCCUAGAAGCUGCUUUCGGCCUCAGAAGAAGGCAGCGGGGACCUCGGCGCGUGGAAGGCUGUGCACUGCACGAGUUCAACUGACUUCGCGCGGCGCGGCGUGGAGGGAGUGGGCGAGCCAGGGCAGGACAGGGCAGAGCCUAACGGUUUCCAUGGAUCUCGAUAGUGCCAGCACUAUUGUUCUUCACGUCUUAACUCAGGCCACCAGUCAAGAUACUUCAGUAUUGAAACCAGCUGAAGAACAGCUAAAACAGUGGGAGACACAGCCAGGUUUCUACUCAGUGUUGUUGAAUAUUUUUACAAACCAUAUUCUGGAUAUAAAUGUAAGGUGGCUAGCCGUGCUGUAUUUUAAAAAUGGAAUUGAUCGUUAUUGGAGACGUGUAGCACCACAUGCUCUUUCAGAGGAGGAAAAAGCUACAUUGCGAGCAGGACUCAUCACCAAUUUCAAUGAGCCAGUAAAUCAGAUUGCAACUCAGAUUGCAGUACUAAUUGCAAAAGUUGCUAGAUUGGAUUGUCCCAGACAUUGGCCAGAACUGAUUCCUACCCUAAUAGAAUCUGUGAAAGUCCAAGAUGAUCUUCGUCAGCACAGAGCAUUGCUUACUUUCUAUCAUGUCACUAAGACCCUGGCAUCCAAAAGACUGGCUGCAGACCGGAAGCUCUUCUAUGAUUUAGCAUCUGGAAUUUAUAGUUUUGCCUGUUCCCUGUGGAAUCAUCAUAUGGAUACAUUCCUGCAACAUAUUUCUACUGGAGAUGAAGCUGCUAUUUUAAAUUCAUUGGAAAGAACACUACUAUCAUUGAAAGUGCUUCGUAAACUAACUGUUCAUGGAUUUGUAGAACCUCACAAGAAUAUGGAAGUGAUGGGUUUUCUACAUGGAAUUUUUGAGCGUCUAAAACAAUUUUUGGAAUGUAGUAGAAGUAUAGGCACAGAUAAUGUAUGUAGAGACAGACUGGAAAAGACCAUCAUUCUUUUUACUAAAGUGCUUUUAGACUUCUUGGACCAACAUCCUUUUUCUUUUACUCCUCUCAUUCAACGAUCACUGGAGUUUGCAGUAAGCUAUGUUUUUACAGAAGUUGGCGAAGGAGUCACAUUUGAGCGAUUCAUCGUUCAGUGUAUGAAUCUAAUUAAAAUGAUAGUCAAAAAUUAUGCUUAUAAGCCAUCAAAAAAUGUUGAAGAUAGCAGUCCUGAAACUCUUGAAGCACAUAAAAUUAAGAUGUCUUUCUUCACAUACCCAACUUUGACAGAGAUAUGUAGAAGAUUAGUUACUCAUUAUUUUCUGCUAACAGAGGAAGAGCUGACAAUGUGGGAAGAAGAUCCAGAAGGCUUUACUGUGGAAGAGACAGGAGGAGAUUCUUGGAAAUAUAGUUUAAGGCCUUGCACUGAAGUGCUGUUUAUAGACAUAUUCCAUGAAUAUAAUCAGACUCUUACACCUAUACUUUUAGAAAUGGUACAGACAUUGCAAGGGCCAACCAAUGUGGAAAAUACCAAUGGAAUACUGAUUAAAGAUGCUGUUUAUAAUGCAGUUGGAUUGGCUGCUUAUGAAUUAUUUGAUAGUGUGGAUUUUGAUCAAUGGUUUAAAAAUCAGUUGCUGCCAGAAUUAAGAGUUAGUCAUGAUAGGUAUAAACCAUUGCGACGCAGAGUAAUUUGGCUAAUUGGACAGUGGGUUUCUGUGAAAUUCAAGUCUGACAUGAGACCCAUGUUAUAUGAGGCAAUUUGUAAUUUACUUCAAGAUCAAGAUUUAGUGGUCCGAAUCGAAACAGCUACAACUCUCAAGUUAACUGUUGAUGAUUUUGAGUUUAGAACAGAUCAGUUUCUGCCGUAUUUGGAAACCAUGUUCACCCUACUUUUUCAACUACUUCAGCAAGUUACAGAAUGUGACACAAAGAUGCAUGUUUUACAUGUCUUGUCUUGUGUGAUUGAAAGAGUUAAUAUGCAGAUACGUCCCUAUGUAGGAUGUUUGGUUCAAUAUUUGCCCUUACUUUGGAAGCAGAGUGAAGAACAUAAUAUGCUCAGAUGUGCCAUUUUGACUACUCUUAUUCAUCUUGUUCAGGGAUUAGGAGCAGACAGCAAGAACUUGUAUCCUUUCCUGCUCCCAAUUAUUCAACUGAGUACAGAUGUUUCCCAGCCACCACAUGUUUAUCUUCUGGAAGAUGGUUUAGAAUUAUGGUUAGUUACAUUGGAGAACAGUCCAUGUCUUACACCAGAGCUACUUAGAAUCUUUCAGAAUAUGUCCCCACUUCUUGAACUAAGUUCAGAAAAUCUCAGAACCUGCUUUAAGAUCAUCAAUGGUUAUAUUUUUUUGUCGUCAACAGAAUUUUUACAGACAUAUGCAGUAGGUCUGUGUCAGUCAUUUUGUGAGCUGUUAAAGGAAAUUACCACCGAAGGACAAGUUCAAGUGCUUAAGGUAGUGGAAAAUGUUCUUAAAGUGAAUCCAACUUUAGGACCUCAAAUGUUUCAGCCUAUUUUACCAUGUGUGUUCAGGGGGAUUAUAGAUGGAGAGAGAUAUCCUGUGGUGAUGUCUGCUUAUCUUGGAAUUAUGGGCCGAGUUCUGUUGCAAAAUACUAGUUUCUUUUCUUCACUUCUAAAUCAGAUGGCACAUAAGUAUAACCAGGAGAUGGACCAACUUCUGGGUAAUAUGAUUGAAAUGUGGGUUGAUCGCAUGGACAGUAUUACCCAACCAGAAAGAAGAAAACUUUCUGCUUUGGCAUUACUUUCACUUCUGCCAUCUGAUAAUGGAGUCAUCCAGGAUAAAUUCUGUGGCAUUAUUAACAUUUCAGUGGAAGGCCUACAUGAUGUCAUGACAGAAGAUCCUGAAACAGGAACUUAUAGAGACUGCAUGUUGAUGUCUCAUUUUGAAGAGCCCAAAGUAGCAGAGGAUGAAGAGCCACCUACAGAACAGGACAAGAGAAAGAAAAUGCUUGCUCUUAAGGAUCCUGUACACACGGUGUCACUGCAGCAGUUUGUCUACGAGAAGCUCAAAGCACAGCAGGAAUUGCUGGGAGAGCAAAGCUUUCAGUCUCUCAUGGAGACAGUGGAUACAGAAAUUGUUAACCAAUUACAAGAAUUUUUACAGGGCUUCUGAAAGCCCAGAUGGAACAUUGGGUGACUAACUCUCUCUUCCCAAAAUAAGACGAAAUACCAAGCUUACUGAGAUGGAGCUGACAUGCUAAAGAAAUCAGUUGUGAAAGAAAGUAAAGAAGCAGAGAUAACAAAGCCAAUUUUUUGGUUUCAACAUUGGGAAAAAGUGGAAAAGGCUUCAUAAUGAGAGUUUACAAACCUGUUCCUCAAGAGAGUAGUUUUGUAUUGGGGGGAUUGGGUGGGGGGACCUGGAGUUUGCAAAAGGAAAUGUGUUCAUUGAAAAUAGCUGCUUAGUUUAUUGUUAAGAGAAGAAAAUGGUUUUGACUAUCCUUUAAUCAUGUACUCUUAACACAUAAAAAGAAGCAAAGGUUAAUGUUUAAUGUCUGAAAUGUUUUCCUGCAGCAAAAAUUAGCUCAAGUUGGUGACUGCCUUACCCAUUUUUUAAGUGAAUGAAACUACAGAUUUUUUUUUUUAAAUGGCAAAGCCAUUUUUGGAUAUAAUUGGAGACUAAGAAAUUUGGUCAUUAGGUAAAAAAAUAUAUAUAUAGAGAGAGAGAGAUAUAUAUUCCUAAGAUUAUCUUGAAAGACAAAUGUUUUCAUCUAAAAAAAAAAAAAAGAAAAAGAAAGCCAGUUAUAUCAUCCAAAUGCUUUUAUUUUCAUUGUACUAAUCUGAUAUAGGGACUGUUGUUAGUAAAGGGAUAUUUUUCUCAUUUUAUUUUCAGGAAACACACUUAGUCUUUAACUGUACUGUAAGGCCUCCACAAUGAACUUGGGAUACUGCAGUGUCAGGUAGGAGACCUGAGUUCACUGUUCACUCACUUCCUUUUUAUUAAUUAUUAGGGCUAGUAACCCUAUUGUGAGCCCUAGGAAAACUAAGGGGCUAACUAUAGACCAUCCUCAAGAAAAGAAAUAAGUUGUCCAGGGGGUACCUGUCUCACCUUCCUAAACUGCAAAGGGAACAGAUAUGAGUUGGGGCCUUAAAAGAUGCUGGGACGGUCAGAAGGCAGUAUAAGAGAUCAUAUAUAUAGUGAUGCAAAGUCUGCCUUCCUACUCCUCAGAGAAUAUGUAGUACCAAAAAAGAAAAAAAAAAAAGUAAAAAAGCCUUAUUUUGUUUUACUUCCCCUGUUGUAAGAAACCUUUAAAACUUUUUUUAGGAAACGUUCUAAAUUAAGGAUAGGAAAAUUUUGAUCUUUCUAUAGAAAGUUGGGUACAGUAUGUAACUGUAGGGAACCCAGUGCCCCUUUGUAAGCUGUGGAACCCAGAAUAUGUUCGAGUAUUUGAUGUUUUCAGCAAGACAAAGAACGUUUUUGGUCUCAUUAAAGUUCCAAAGAUACCUCAUCUCUGUCUGAUUUAAUUUGAUUGGUUGCUUUCUCUCUCUUUCCCUCCUUUCCUCCUUCCCAACCCAAAUGGCAAUUUCAUAACAAAUUUCACAAGGAAUUUCAAGCAUAUGCCUCAUUUCACAACUCAGUAGGAAAAUAAAAGGUAGUGUGACAGAUUGUCAAUGCUGUAUUAGCAAAUCCCUGUGACACCUAGAGCUUGCUAUUUCAUUUAAUCACAAAAGGCUUCUUAAUCUGGACUGCAUUCCACAUCUUUUCUACCUCUUAUCAUCCAAUUUAAGAUUGCUCCAAAUGGAAUCUGUUAAUUUGACAUGACUUGAUUAUGUUGGAUAAACUUUCUCCUAAUCUGAAUAGAAAUGACCUAAUAAGCUCUUUAAAAAUAAUCCUCAGAUCUCAGAUUAAUAAAUUUUCAAUGAAGCCAAAGGACAGUGUCUCAAAAGUCUUAAGCCUUAAUAACUUGAAAUUGUAUUAAGACUUUUGGGAUACAAUAUAUUUAAAAAUAUUUUGCAAACAGCGCUUUUAACUUAAUAUAGUAUCAGAUAGGACUUGAGUUUUCAGAUACAAUUUGCAAUUUUAUUACAUACCAAAAAAUUUUUUAAUUCCAUAAAAUUGUCUUGUUCCAUAGUUUUUGUAAUACUCAAUUAAACACAAAUUUUUUUUGAAGAAAUUUUUCUCCAAAUAUUGAAAGAUUAACAUUUUUCUAAUUCAAAUUCCUUUUACUGACCCCUUGACAGGAUGUCCAAGAAGCCACAUUUAAAAAAAAAAAAAAAAAAAAAAAAAAAAAAAACUUUGAUUAUAAGGUAUUCCCUGUCUGUCCUGUCACUACAGAAACAGUCCUGUUGAUACUUAUAAAAACACAAAUUAUUUUCUAAUUUUCCCUGAAGUCCUGGCCAUAGCUUAAAGGUAAAUACUGAUAGAAGUCCUGCCUAUCUAUUACAUCACUUAAUUUUUUUUUUUUUUUGAAUUGACUUUUUUUUCUAUUCCCUGCUCUGAGCCCCAUUCCAUUGUGAGCUGGUAGAAAUACAGAGAAGAGGUAGCUCAGGCAUGCUAUCUUUCUUGUUUCUCUGUGUAUCCCUAUGGGACAAGGUCUCCCCGCCCUAGUCCACUUCCCCUUGAUGCCUUGUCCAUUCUUCAAGCAUGUGGUCAGUAGUCAGAAUACCUAAACCAGAGAAUACUAUAUGUGAAUUCAUUUGUAUGAUUCUCAUCCCUUCAACUUUAUGGAAGCAAAGAUUAUAUACUGGAUGACCUGUGAUGGCUCUUUAUAAGCCUAUUAUUCACUUAUUGAAGGUACUUUUCAUAUUCUACCUUUGAAUCAUAUCCAAUUCAAAACUAAAUAGCCAUCACCUUCUGCAAGCUUCUGGUUUGAUGAGUAACUGAUUCUUUCACAAAUUACAUCUUGGUUUGGUUUGUUUCCUUAAGCCUCAUCACAGAGGAAGAUCUAUAUGGGAAAGCCUUUUAAAAUAGAAAGCAUACCAAGAAUAAUAAUAUGUCUAGAUAUUAAGAACUUGAAAGUAGUUUAGAAGAUGAUAAAAUUCCUAGACAAAUCCUGACAAGAAAGGUAGUUUUUGACAGAAGUUUUUAUUACAGACUUCAUCAUCAAUAUUUUGCAGCAGAAUAAGGCAAACUUUCUGUGAUAAGGUAAGGGUGUAUCCCUGCAUCUUAUCCUUUAGCUUUCAUUAGUUUAAACUUCUUGAAUUUAGGAGAACAUCCUUCGGGAAUUGAAUGUCCUUCUUGGAUGUUGCUAAUGAAAGCUCACUUACUUUAAUGUGUGAUUAAAAUAGUGUCAUUUUGUUUCUGCCUAAUCUGAAAGCAUCAAAUCAAAUACUGAGAUUUUGACUUAUUGGGUGUUAAAUAUACCAACAGUUGUCAAAGCAUCAGGAAUAAUGCAAGCCGAAAACUCAAAUACUUGACAAUUCCCCCCCCCCCCAAAAAAAAA